GGAAACCAUUUUUUCCAAGUUGAGAUCUGAUAAACUGUCUCACACAGACAAGCAGACCAUUCUGACUUCAGUCUUUUAUUUGCUCAGGAUAGUUUUUACCAUUUAAAAUUAUUAUUUUUGAUGAGCUUUCAUUUAAAGUCAUACUUUCUGUUGAGAAGCUGAAGACAACACUGGCCAUGUUGUCGGCAGGAGCAGAAUGUGUGAUCAUAGGUUUGUUCCUGUACAUCUGAGGGGUUGGAGCAAACAGCAUCUGUGUCUUAAAAGGUUCAUCAGUGGAUCUACACUGCUCAGCUCAACUUUCCACAUCAAGCAUGAAAUGGUUCACUGUUCGCUGGGAGAACAACAAGAUGGUUCCAGAUCAGAUCGUUGCAGACGGAAAACAUGUGAUCAUAUCUGAAGAGAGCGACUUCACUAUGACGAUCAAUGAUCUGAGAGAGAGUGAUACAAACACUUACUGUUGUGGUGACGUUAAUGACAAACAAACAAAAUGUGAGUGGGGGGAAAUUCAGCUCCUUGUUGCAGACCUGCAGGUGAAGGUGUUUCCUGCCACAGGAGAAAAGACAGUGUCCCUGAUGUGCAGCAGCAGUUGUCCUCUGACUGAAAGACCUGUGGUCUAUAUCUGGUACAAGAACACAGAGUUUCUCUAUGAGGACUUGUCUCCUUGGUAUCAGGAGCUAAUCAGCAGCGAGGAAUCAGUCACAUACUCCUGUGCUGUCAAAGGCUACGAGCAUCUCAGAGCCCCUGAAGUCUCAGUGGAUUCUCUCACAUCAGCCUGCUUCACUGUGACCUAUGCUAAAGGCAGAAUGUGCUCAAAUCAGCAGAGACCAGAAGAUGAGCCAUGCUCCAUCACAUAUCCCAGAGGUGAAGUUUCACAAAUAAUUACACACAAACACACUCCCAACCCCAUAGGUCUAAAUCCUUUAAAUAAUGUUUUCACAAUUUAAAAGAUUUACAGUGUUUCACCAGAGAUCGUUAGUUACCUUACACGUUGAAGCCCGGUCAUACUGAGGUCCUGGUUAGGGACCAUGAGAUAUGAGUUCUGGUUGGGUUAAGGUUAGGCAUGAACUGGUCAAGAAUGGAAACGUGUGUAUGUGUACAAAUUAACUAAAGAAAGCAUGGAUGGAUUUUCACUCAUCAUUACGUGGCAGGGAUUAUCCAGUAACUAUUUGCUCACUCAAGUUAUUAGCCCAUCUUGAUUAACGUGGCAGAGAUGAAGUGGUGAGAAGCAGUUUUUUUUUUAUUCUC
This is a messenger RNA of Pleuronectes platessa (European plaice), 1245 nucleotides long. RefSeq lists its product as uncharacterized. The transcript is spliced from 4 exons. The coding region runs from base 312 to 944 and encodes 210 amino acids. Lineage: Eukaryota; Metazoa; Chordata; Actinopteri; Pleuronectiformes; Pleuronectidae. The record is from RefSeq and is a predicted model, not a curated record.